UCUCCUCCUCUUUUUAUCUCCUCUCUCCUCAAAAAUUAAAACAACACAGCAGCAGCACGCACCUCCGCCACCACCACCUUUGCCACCACUUACCCCCACCCUACCCAAACCCAGAGCCGAAACUCUUCUCCCACUCCUACCUAGGCUCGAAACCACAAGCCCCACCUAGCCAAAACAACCAACCCUACUCCUACCUAGGCUCGACGUCUCUCCAUCUCCUCCCCUUCCUCCGGCGACGAGUACGAAACCGCAGCGAGGUUGUGAAUUGUUGUGGAGAUUGCCUUUAGGUUGGUGAAUUGUUGGGUGAGGUAAAUGGUGGUUUGGAGUCGGUGGUUGCGGUUUGCGGGGUUGCUGAAAUGGAGGGUGGAAACGGAGAUUGGGCGGUGGUGCGAACUGGAUUUGUUGAUUGGUGAAUGGUUUUAAUUAGUGUGGGUUUUGCAGGGGGAAGAGAUGCGUGUGGGCUGGUCUGGAUUUUUGGGCGGCGACUAGUGGUGAGGUAGGUGGCUUAUGGUUGAGGUGAGGCGGUGAAGUAUUGGGUUGUUGGAGGAGAUUGCGGGUAGCGUGUGUUGCUGCAGUGUAGAGGCAGCUGGCCGGCGAGAGGAGUGGUGUGGGUUUUCCGGUUGAGAGGGGAAUGGGGUUGCUAGGUUCCGGUGGCCAGUGGGAAGUGGGGAUGGGGUGAUCCGGGAAGGAGGGUGGGGCUGGGUUUUCUAAUUUUUUUUUUGUUUUUUUUUUUAAAUUUUUUUUAAUUAUUUUUGUUUUUUAAUAAUUAAAAAAAUAAUUGACCUAUAAUAGCUGACACGUGGCAUAUUACUUACAAAAUUCGGUUAUCAACAGGUAAUGGAUCUUUGGAUGAAGAUAGGGGGUAAAGGUUGGAUUUUUGUAGAAUAAACUUAAAGUUGGAUUUUUUUAGAGAAGAAAGUGCAAAGGUUAGAUUUUUAAUUUCCAUUUUUCCGUUUUUUAUAUUUUUUUGGUCUAAUACCUUGAGAUAAAUUUGUUACUUAUCUUAGUAUGGGUUAAUCUUAUUUUUAGUGAUUAAAAAUGAAAUAAAUUGUGAAAGGUAGGAUGGAGAUAUUGAACCUACGUUCACAAAGUAGCAUAUUAAAGUUGAUAGGAACCAUAGUAUCAAUUAGUGGAGUAUUCAUAGUGAUCUUCUACCAAGGGCUACCAAUUAGUAGUAUUUUCCCCUCACCAACCAAGCCAUCUCUCCACUCUCUUGUGGAACUUCAAACUCAACCAAAUUGGAUCCUUGGAGGGACCUUUCUCUCAAUGUGCUUCUUACUCGUCUGAUUUGCGUAUGUUAACAAGGUAAUUAUUUUUUCAGAUCCUUUUAAAUACUACGUAUUAAAAUACUCCCCAUAGUUGUGUUUAUUCGAAAUUUAUAACAAAAUUAUACGUUAUCUUUUUAAUGUUAUUAUGUUUUUUAUUUUAUUUUCUUCUCCAAGGAGUCAUGGACUACAUUUAUCAUUUUUCCACUAAUAAUCACUUUAUUUCUUUUCUUCAGACUUGGCUUGCAAGGGACUAUCCUUCAGAAGUGUUAAUAACACUAAUUACUUUUUUCUUUGAGACUAUAAUUGUAUUGGUCAUUACUUUAAUUGCAGAAAAUGAUUCAAGUGUGUGGAAACCAACCUAUGGUAUCGAGUACAUUUAGAUUCUCGUUGGGGCUGUGUCAGUUGGUACGAUAAAUAAUGCGGACACAUGGGCAUGCAGAGUGAAGGGACCAGUUUUUUUAGCAAUGUUUAAACCACUACGAAUGAUGAUCGCAAUUAUCAUGGCAGCUGUUUUCCUUGGAGAUGUGCUACAUCUUGGAAGAAAAAAACGGCCUCCACCCAUUCGAUGCUCUACGAUUUUCCGGAUAUUCCUUCUUGCCAUCCUCAAUUGUAGUUGUUCCAUCUUCUUUUAUAUCGGAUUACGUUAUAGCUCACCAACACUUGCAUCAGCAAUAAGUAAUCUUACCCUCGCGUUCACCUUUAUUGUAGCCAUCAUUUUCAGGAUGGAGAUAUUGAACCUACGUUCACAAAGUAGCAUACUAAAAUUGAUAGGAACCAUAGUAUCAAUUAGUGGAGCAUUCAUAUUGAUCUUCUACCAAGGACUACCAAUUUGUAAUAUGUUCCCUUCACCAAUCAAGCCAUCUCUCCACUCUCUUGUGGAACUUCAAACUCAACCAAAUUGGGUCCUUGGAGGGACCUUUCUCUCAAUGAGCUGCUUAGUCCUCUCACUCGCGUAUAUUACAAAGACUUGGAUUGCAAGGGACUACCCUUCUACGGUGCUAAUAAUACUUAUUACUUUUUUCUUUGAAACUAUAAUGGUAUCAUUUGUUACUCUAAUUGCAGAAAAUGAUGCUAGUGUUUGGAAACCAACCUUUGGUAUCGAAUUAAUUUCUAUUCUCUUUGGGGCCAUAUCAAUUGGUACGUUAAAUAUUCUCGACACAUGGAUAUGCAAAAUGAAGGGACCGGUAUUUAUAGCAAUGUUUAAGCCACUUCAAAUGAUUAUCGCGGUUAUUAUGGGAGCAUUUUUCCUUGGGGAUGUGCUACAUGUUGGGAGUGUAAUUGGAGGAUUGGUCAUAGCAGUUGGAUUCUAUACGGUGGUAAAAGGAAAAGCCGAAGAAGAGAUAAUUAAAAAUGAUGAUGAAAGUAGGUUGACGUAUAUCAUAGAAGAAGAGUCACAUAUACAUCAUCUAAAAAUCCCAAUGUUGGAUGACAAAAACAUGGAUGUUUAAAAGACUUUCCAACAAGUUCUCCCAAUUUUGGACAAACGACCAAAGUACUCUGUCACAGACUCGGAAGAAGUCAACUUACACUCCCUUAACGUUUGUUUAAGCUGACAAAUAUGAGUACCACUCACCACACAAUAUCUCUAUUUCAAAUGUAUCCACAAGUCACUUGCGAUGGCAAAAUCCUUAAUUUGAGAACGCAAGGCAUCAACAAGUGUAUUAGUAAUCCACGAUACGAGCAUAGAGCUCAUCGCAACCCAAUGCUUCUUCUUUAAUUCAUCACUCAGCUCUAAUAUUGAACCAUCAACAAAACCAAACUUGAACUUCCCGAUCAUCGAACGACGUAUUGCUUUAGCCCACUCAUCAUAGUUUGACCCUUUCAAUUUCACCAGAGUAAUAACAACACCCGGAUGGUCACUCGACCCUAGAUAAAACUCUAGGUCCACCGGUGGUGGUGGUGGCAGAACUUUAUCAUCCUUUGUCAUCGCACGACCUUAUGCGUUUUCCUCUCAAUCUUUUUUUUUUAUUAUUUUUUUUCUUUAACCUAAGCUUGAUGUGGAAAUUGUUCCUAAAAUGUAUCAUGUGAAGGAACAUAGUCCGAACCACAUUACGGUGCAAUAUCAAAAUGUGUGCCACAUUACGGUGCAAUAUCAAGGUGUGGUUCCAUCUAUAUCUAAUCAAGAAGGGUGCAAUUUGUGUUA
Molecule: messenger RNA, 3411 nt
Organism: Chenopodium quinoa (quinoa)
Lineage: Eukaryota; Viridiplantae; Streptophyta; Magnoliopsida; Caryophyllales; Amaranthaceae
Product: WAT1-related protein At3g28050-like
Exons: 8
Coding region: 1733-2716 (327 amino acids)
Cellular component (GO): plasma membrane
Molecular function (GO): transmembrane transporter activity
Source: RefSeq, a predicted model, not a curated record